This is a messenger RNA of Aphanomyces invadans, 1866 nucleotides long. RefSeq lists its product as hypothetical. The coding region runs from base 47 to 1678 and encodes 543 amino acids. Lineage: Eukaryota; Oomycota; Saprolegniomycetes; Saprolegniales; Verrucalvaceae. The transcript has 5 exons. The record is from RefSeq and is a predicted model, not a curated record.
GGGUAACAAAUCCUCAUUGUCGAAUCCGCUUCACAACACCACUACCAUGCCUUCCAAGUCCAAGCAAAACCAAAAGCAACAAGCUGCCGCCCAGCAAAAAGCUCCCGCAGUGGUCCAACCAGCAACCGUCCACCAAUUCCAAGCUCACCAAAAAAAUCAGCCUGCCAAGGCCACUACCCCUCAAAAGCAAGAAAAAGAAGCUUCCAAGCAAAGCCAGGUGUUGAAGGCCGCGCCUGCAUCGGUGGCCUCGCAGCCAUCUCCAAAGGGCCCUCUCACCAAACAAGCGCCCCUGACUCCCUCGCAGCAAGUGGAGAAGCAACAGAUUCUCAACAUCUUGCUGGAUGAUGCUGGCAAGGACUGGAAGCCCCGCGACAAAACCCCCAAGCAACAGACUCCUCAAAAACAAGCGGCCGAGAAAAACAACAAAAAGACUCAUGCGCCUCAAAAGGCAGACCAAGGCAAACACGCCCAACAACCUCAAAAGGCGCCAGCCCAAAAGGCCCCAUCUCAGACUCUCAAGCCUGCCACUGCCCCUACACUUGCCAACCGUGAUUCGUUGAGCCAAGCUCAGAAAUUAGAGCAGCAGCAGAUCCUCAACAUCUUGCUCGACGACGCCGGCAAGGACUGGAAACCCCGCGACAGAACUCCAAAACAACCUGUUCCAAAGCGCGCUUCCAAACAAAAGGAUGGAAAACAGCAAGCCCAAAAGGACCUCGGGAAGCAGAAAGCACAACCAGUGGCCAUGCAGAAGAACCCCGUGAAGCAAGAAGCCAAAAGUGCUGCCCCUCACAGGGCUCCUGCACAGAAAGCUGCUCCUGCUCAACAAACGCAAAGGCCUACGACUGCGCCCGCCCUUGUCAAGCGUGCGUCAUUGAGCCAAGCCCAGCAACUCGAGCAACAGCAGAUCCUCAACAUCUUGCUCGACGACGCUGGAAAGGACUGGAAGCCCCGUGAUAAGAAACUCAAGCAGCCCCCUGCCAAGCAAAAUGCGAACCAAAUGGGUAGCGGCAAACAAGCCCCUAAAGCUCAGACGACGCCAUCUAAAUCCCAAGCGAAGUCAAUUCCACAGAGCGCCCCAGCUCGAUCCGCAAAACCCGCCACUGGCCCUGCACUUGUCAAUCGUGCGCCGUUGAGCCAAGCUCAACAAUUGGAGCUACAGCAGAUCCUCAACAUCUUGCUCGACGAUGAUGUCAAGGACUGGAAGCCGCGCGACAAGACGCCAAAGCAACCUAUUGCGAAGAAGAAUUCCAAGCAACAGAAUGGAAAACAAACCCAGAAGGCCCCCGUGAAGCAGCAAACUCAAAAAGCUGCCGCUCAAAAUGCGGCCUCUGCGCAGAAAGCCCAUCAAGUGCAAAAGCCCGCGACUGCCCCUUCCCUUGUCAAAUGUGCGCCGUUGAGCCAAGCCCAGCAACUCGAGCAACAGCAGAUCCUCAACAUUUUGCUCGAUGAUGCUGGCAAGGACUGGAAGCCUCGCAACCAAAGCGCUUGGCCGUGGUCUCCCAAGGCGUCGACGCCUACCAAAUCGCACACUCAGGCAUCCCCUCAAUCGAAGACGCAACACAACCAAAAACAGACUCCGCCUAAAGCUCCACCCAGUUCUCAACCCCAAAAGGCAGUGCCUCAAGCCAAACACAUUCAUGCCAAGGGUCAGCAGGGUCGCGUGAAGCUGUCCACUUAAAGACUGGAUAGUACAUAACGAAUGCGUUGUUUCGUAUUGGGGCUACAAAAGAAUGAAGUACGCACAACCAUGGGCGACUCAUUACUUGGAAUUCCCAGCCAAGAGUGAACGGCAUGUCGUGUGCGAAAAUAGGGGCCACCCACUCGAACCGAGCAAGUCUCUUAAACGACAAAUUCGUUGAUCUCUCA